AUGGCGUGCAGUAAAGUGAGGAAAAUUGAUCGAGAGUGCCGGGUUUUUAAUGAACAAUGGACCAGGGAUUAUUUUUUUGUUCCAUGGAAGGACCGUGCCAUUUGUAUUAUAUGUAAAGAAAACGUGUCCGUGUUUAAAGAAUACAACCUUCGCCGCCAUCACGAAACCCGUCACAAGGAGUAUGCUAGCUUGAAAGGGGCAGCGAGAGAUGACAAAGUUCGGCGACUGAAAGGUGGGCUAGCAGCUCAGCAGGAUGCCCUGCUCCGUCAAUCACGGGCCAACCUGGCUGCUGUCCGAGCAAGCUACAAAGCAGCUAACCUACUGGCUAUUCACGGCAAGCCGUUCACGGACGGUGAAUUCGGGAAGGCUAUGAUGCUGGCUGUGUCUGAGGAAGUGUGCCCCGAGAAGACGGAUACCUUCAGAGGGGUGAGUCUCUCGGCACAAAGCAUGACUAGGCGAAUUGAGGAGAUGGGGGGAAAACGUCCUUGA
Knipowitschia caucasica is the source of this 489-nucleotide messenger RNA. The record is from the annotation of a GenBank genome assembly. NCBI's taxonomy places the organism in Eukaryota, Metazoa, Chordata, Actinopteri, Gobiiformes, Gobiidae.